AAUCUUGUUGGAUAUGGUUGGGUUUGGCUUGUGGUAACAGGCAGAGCUCCUGUUUUGCCCUUAUGGGCUAUGUGCAUUCUUAUAUUUAUAGGGAACAAUGGUGAAACCUACUUCAACACAGCUGCUUUAGUUUCUUGUGUGCAAAACUUUCCAAAAAGCCGUGGCCCUGUUGUGGGAAUUCUAAAAGGCUUUGCUGGAUUAAGUGGUGCAAUUUUGACCCAAAUAUAUGCAAUGAUCCAUUCCCCUGAUCACGCAUCUCUCAUUUUUAUGGUUGCGGUUGGGCCAGCAAUGGUAGUCAUUGCUUUGAUGUUCAUCGUCAGACCUGUUGGAGGUCACAGACAAGUCAGAUCAUCUGAUGGCACAAGUUUCACAUUUGUAUAUAGUGUCUGCCUUCUACUGGCUGCAUAUUUAAUGGGGGUUAUGCUUCUUGAAGAUCUAGUUGAUUUGAGUCACACCACGGUUAUGAUUUUUACAGGAGUUUUAUUCAUCCUCCUCUUGAUUCCUAUUGUGAUUCCAGUGUCAUUGAGUUUUUUCCUUGAUCCAAGAGAUCCAGUAGAAGAGCCUCUUCUACCUGAGACACCGGAACAAGAACCUGGAAAAUCUGGGCAGGAGACCCCUGAAGUAAUAUUCAGUGAGGUUGAAGAUGAAAAACCCAAGGAAGUAGACUUGCUACCAGCAUCAGAGAGGCAAAAACGGAUUGCACAGUUGCAAGCAAAACUGUUCCAAGCAGCUGCAGAAGGAGCAGUGAGGGUCAAGAGGAGGAGAGGUCCACACAGGGGUGAAGAUUUCACCUUGAUGCAAGCAUUGAUCAAGGCUGACUUCUGGCUUAUUUUUUUCUCACUUUUAUUGGGAUCUGGAUCUGGACUGACAGUGAUUGAUAAUCUUGGUCAGAUGAGCCAGUCUCUAGGGUAUGAUAAUACACAUAUAUUUGUGUCCAUGAUUAGCAUUUGGAACUUCCUCGGCCGUGUUGGCGGGGGUUACUUCUCUGAGAUUAUUGUCAGGGACUAUGCUUAUCCAAGGCCAGUGGCAAUGGCCAUUGCCCAACUUGUUAUGGCAGUUGGCCAUGUUUUCUUCGCAUUUGGAUGGCCUGGGGCUUUGCACAUUGGUACCCUGCUGAUUGGACUCGGCUACGGGGCUCACUGGGCAAUUGUGCCAGCUGCUGCCUCGGAGUUGUUCGGUUUGAAAAAAUUUGGGGCUUUGUACAAUUUCCUCACUCUGGCAAAUCCAGCAGGUUCACUUGUCUUUUCCGGUCUAAUAGCUAGCAGCAUAUAUGAUCGUGAAGCUGAAAAGCAAGCUCAUGGAAACAAUUACCUCCUUCAGAACUCAGGAUCAAUUUUUUCAGGCAUGUUUGGUCUGAAUGAACCGCUGAAGUGUGAAGGUUCCAUAUGCUACUUCCUUACUUCUCUGAUCAUGUCAGCAUUUUGCAUUGUCGCGGUUGUCUUAAGCAUGAUUCUUGUGCAUCGGACAAAGAUUGUCUACGCAAACCUCUAUGGAAAAUCACGGAGAUGAUAUUCACAAGAGAACUAAAGCAGGCAUUUAUAACUAGACUACAUCCAGUUACGACAGUUUCUGUGUUUUCAUAGACAGGUUUUGAUGAAUUUCUUCAUAUUUGUGUAUUCACAUUGCCAGAGAGCUGGCGGAGUCAAGCUCCCUACAGUAAACUCUCAAGUAAUACUUCGUGGACGUUAUUCUUGGAAUUUUGCAAUUGCUGUAUAUUUAUAUUUUUAUCUAUCUGUUUGAACAUUCACAAUGGUGAUUUUUUGGCAAUGAAGUCAGUUUUGUUCAA
Messenger RNA from Populus euphratica (Euphrates poplar), 1786 nucleotides. Its product is annotated as probable transporter mch1. The coding region runs from base 70 to 1509 and encodes 479 amino acids. Lineage: Eukaryota; Viridiplantae; Streptophyta; Magnoliopsida; Malpighiales; Salicaceae. Gene Ontology annotation, cellular component: membrane. The record is from RefSeq and is a predicted model, not a curated record. The transcript has 3 exons.